AUGCAACAACUAUCAGACUUUGUAUCUCAAUCUCCACUCUUGGCUCUCCCGCGAGAACUUCGGGACGAAAUCUAUUCAUACAUGGUUCUACCACAGCAUGUAUACACUGCAACCCCGAAGCCAAGCUCUCACUCUCUACAUCGCAGUCGUCUAGCUGCACGCCUAAAUUCGAAUCUCGAAGAGUCUAUCGAGAGUGCUAAGGAUGACGGAUCCGUCAGAAUUACCGUGGAGAUAUUGGUUCUGAUUCGCGGAUCAAUGGGGUCUUAUAUACCUUCUCGAGAUAAGCCUUCGCCUCGGUUUCUUGCGAUGCUUCCUUUACUUCGCCAUCUCAAGAAGGUCAAGUUCCUUGUUUGGGGUGGAUGGGACUUUUGGUUCGGUCCUCCAAAGCGGAGGCCUGGAUCGGGAAGACAUCAAAAGGCUCUUCCAUCUGUUGAACAGAACCCUCUAUCCAUCGCACUCAAAACCUUGAUGAGUUAUUUACCAAAUGUCGAAGAGGUGAAUAUCGACUUGCUAAUGCACAUACGCGACUACUGGAAUCUAGACCUCCCGGACAUCAAAUGGGCGGGUAUUGAAGGGUGGUUGCUGGAACCAAUCUAUCAAGCCUCCAACGUACAUCUCAGGAAGGUGCAUAGGAGACUUAUGGCUUGCAAUGCAGACAAUCAGAGCGCCACUUUCUAUCAUAAACUAGAAAUCCGCAAUGAUUUGGGCCAUAGCAACUCUAGACUUCUUCUGCAUACGUCGGAGGGAACAGGUGAGGUGAGUUGA
This is a messenger RNA of Lindgomyces ingoldianus, 765 nucleotides long. RefSeq lists its product as uncharacterized. The transcript is spliced from 3 exons. Lineage: Eukaryota; Fungi; Ascomycota; Dothideomycetes; Pleosporales; Lindgomycetaceae. The coding region runs from base 1 to 765 and encodes 254 amino acids. The record is from RefSeq and is a predicted model, not a curated record.